AUGGGUCUAGCAUCUCAUUUCUCCUCUAGUAAGGAGUCUGAUAUCAAGGAAGACAACAACAUCUAUGAAUAUGAUUCUGCUUCUGAGGACUUCAGAGUGGUUGCCUUGGAUAAGAACAAGAAAGAAAUCGGGGUAGUCUCUGCUACUUUCCUUAUUUUCAAUCGUAUUUUAGGGGCCGGUGUGUUCGCUACUGGAUCAAGCAUUUAUAAUCUUUCUGGAUCAGUGGGUACUUCCCUUUUAAUGUGGACUGCGGGUGCCAUUAUCGCCUUCACAGGAUUAUUGACUUAUAUGGAAUUGGGUACAGCCAUUCCAAAAAAUGGUGGUGAAAAGAACUACUUGGAGUACAUUUAUAAGAAACCAAAGUUUAUGGUAACCGCCAUGUAUGGUUCAUAUGCCUUCUUCCUUGGAUGGGCUGCUGGUAAUUCAGUUGUCGUCGGAGAAUACUUGUUGAAUGCUGCUGAUACUAAAGUUACCCAAUGGAACUCCAGAGCCAUCGGGUUAGGAGUCAUUACUUUUGCAUUCCUUAUCAAUGCUAUUCAUGUGAAGACUGGUUUAUUCUUAGCUAACGUCUUGGGUGUGUUUAAACUUGCCAUUGUGUUGAUCAUUACCGUUACUGGCUGGGUCGCGUUGGGUGGAGGUAUCAAAACUAAGAAUUUCAAACCAACUAAUAACUUUACAAAUGCAUUUGACGGUGCUUCCCCAAGUGGAUUUGGAGUGGUCAAUGCCUUAUAUAAUGUUAUCUGGUCUUUCAUUGGUUAUUCCAAUGCCAACUAUGCGUUAGGUGAAGCUAAGAACCCAAACAAAAUUUUAAAAGUUGCUGCUCCAGUUGCCUUCCUUUCGUUAACUAUCAUUUAUAUGUUUGUUAACAUUGCUUAUUUUGCCGUUGUUCCAAAGGAAGAGAUUGCAGGUUCUGGUCGUAUUUUGGCUGCUUCGUUCUUCAAAUAUGCCUUUGGCGAUUCAGCUGAAAAGGCUGCUUCAAUUUUUGUUGCCUUAUCUGCUUUGGGCAAUGUCAUUGUGGUUAUCUUUUCUCAAGGUAGAAUUGUCCAGGCUUUGGGUCGUGAAGGUUCUUUACCUUUAUCAAGAUUAUGGGGUACUUCUAAACCUUUCAACACUCCUUUCUUUGGCUUAAUGCAACAUUGGCUUGUUUGUAUUGUAACCAUUGUUGCUCCUCCUCCAGGUGAUGCUUAUACCUUUAUUAUGAACUUGAUUUCUUAUCCAUUAAAUGUGGUUAACAUUGCCGUGGGUGCUGGUUUAUUGUAUAUCCACUACCAAAAGUUUAAAGGAAGAAAGGAAUGGAAUCCUCCAUUCAGUGCUACUGUUCCAGUUAUUGCGUUCUUCACUCUUUCAUCUUUAUACUUGGUUAUUGCUCCUUAUAUUCCUCCUACAGGUGGUCAAAAAGUUUAUACAAAUUUACCUUAUUGGAUCCACCCCGUGGUUACUUGGGGUAUUUUCGGUGUUGGUGUUGUCUACUGGUUUGUGUGGACCCGAGUAUUACCAAGACUUGGAGGCUACGAGUUGGAAGCUAAAGAAGUCUUGGGUGAAGAUGGGUUCUGGAGAAACAAAUUUAUCAAGGUUAAGAAGACUUGA
Messenger RNA from Lizanozyma spartinae, 1587 nucleotides. It is a transcript of the gene MUP1, whose product is annotated as Mup1p. NCBI's taxonomy places the organism in Eukaryota, Fungi, Ascomycota, Pichiomycetes, Serinales, Debaryomycetaceae. Gene Ontology annotation, molecular function: L-amino acid transmembrane transporter activity. Bases 1 to 1587 code for a protein of 528 amino acids. Gene Ontology annotation, biological process: amino acid transmembrane transport. The transcript has a single exon. Gene Ontology annotation, cellular component: membrane. The record is from RefSeq and is a predicted model, not a curated record.